AUGCGCACACGUCAUCAACAAGCGACAGAGACGUCAUCAGAAAGCGACAAAGACGUUUGUUUGCUAAACACUAGCUACUUUAAAACUAAACGAAACUCUACAUACUCAGUCAAAAAAGGGUAUUAUCAAACGUUGGAAGCUGUGUUGUGUGUCGUAAGCUUCCAGUAUGAGUGGAGGUUUGGCACCAAGCAAAAGCACUGUGUAUGUGUCCAACUUACCAUUCUCGCUAACAAACAAUGAUCUGCACAAGCUAUUCACCAAAUAUGGGAAAGUUGUGAAGGUCACAAUCGUUAAAGAUAAAGACACUCGCCUAAGCAAAGGAGUAGCGUUUGUUCUUUUCCUGGACAGAGAAUCCGCUCAUAAUUGUGCAAAAGCAGUGAACAACAAACAGUUAUUUGGCAGAACAGUAAAAGCGAGCAUCGCCGUGGACAACGGGCGAGCAACUGAGUUUAUAAGGAGAAGAAACUACACAGACAAAACUAAAUGCUACGAGUGUGGGGAAACAGGCCAUCUGAGCUAUGCAUGCCCCAAGAAUAUCUUGGGAGAGAGAGAACCCCCAAAGAAGAAAGAAAAGAAAAAGAAGAAAAAGGCUGAACAACCUGAGCAUGUAGAAGAAGAAGAAGAAGAAAGUGAAGAAGAGGGAGAGGAUCCAAAGUUAGACAGUCUGAGCCAAGCUAUAGCUUUUCAGCAAGCCUAUAUUGAGGAAGAGGAGGAGACGCAGAAGAAGCAGGCUCGUUUGUCUCAAGAGGAUGAUGCUGAUGCGUCAACAUCCUCGGACUCGAAGAAACCCAGGAUCAAAAAGAGUGCAUACUUCAGUGAUGAGGAGGAACUCAGUGACUAAUAAUCUGGACAAUACCUCGUCAUCGUGAAUUAUUUUUGUAAAAUGUGUUUUUAUAAAGUUUAUGUUCACCACAUGUUUCUAUUUAAACUUGAAAAAGCUUAAUCAUUAUGAUGUCUAGAGAUACUCUUCCUUUCCUUCCAUUGAUUCAUUUAGUGUAUGGUGUAUUUUUAGUUGGACAUUAAAUCUGUCAAAAACACA
Messenger RNA from Notolabrus celidotus (New Zealand spotty), 1039 nucleotides. RefSeq names its product zinc finger CCHC-type and RNA binding motif 1 (gene zcrb1). The record is from RefSeq and is a predicted model, not a curated record. The transcript is spliced from 8 exons. Gene Ontology annotation, molecular function: RNA binding; zinc ion binding. Lineage: Eukaryota; Metazoa; Chordata; Actinopteri; Labriformes; Labridae. The coding region runs from base 167 to 841 and encodes 224 amino acids. Gene Ontology annotation, cellular component: U12-type spliceosomal complex. Gene Ontology annotation, biological process: mRNA splicing, via spliceosome.